AUGAAGCUCAACCCGAGCAAGUGUGCCUUUGGGGUCUCGUCGGGAAAGUUCCUCGGGUUCAUGGUCCACAAACGCGGAAUUGAAGGAAAUCUGGACAAGAUAAGGGCUAUCCUCGAGAUGGAAGCGCCGAGGAAUGUUAAACAGCUGCAGAGGUUGAACGGCCGACUUGCAGCCUUGAAUCGCUUUGUGUCUCGCUCCACGGACAAGUGCCACCCUUUCUUCCGAAUACUAAGGAAAAAGGGUCGGUUCAAAUGGACCGACGAUUACGAAGCUGCACUUCGGCAGUUCAAGCAAUACUUCAGCUCGGCCCCUUUGUUGUCAAAGCCGCUGCCCUGCGAUGUACUCUACCUGUACCUAGCAGUGUCGGAGAAUGCAGUGAGCUCAGUACUUAUCAGGCAGGCGGAAGGGCGGCAGAGCCCUGUUUACUACACGAGCAAAUCAUUGACCGAGGCCGAGGCUCGUUACCCCUGUGUUGAGAAGCNGAGGAAUGUUAAACAGCUGCAGAGGUUGAACGGCCGACUUGCAGCCUUGAAUCGCUUUGUGUCUCGCUCCACGGACAAGUGCCACCCUUUCUUCCGAAUACUAAGGAAAAAGGGUCGGUUCAAAUGGACCGACGAUUACGAAGCUGCACUUCGGCAGUUCAAGCAAUACUUCAGCUCGGCCCCUUUGUUGUCAAAGCCGCUGCCCUGCGAUGUACUCUACCUGUACCUAGCAGUGUCGGAGAAUGCAGUGAGCUCAGUACUUAUCAGGCAGGCGGAAGGGCGGCAGAGCCCUGUUUACUACACGAGCAAAUCAUUGACCGAGGCCGAGGCUCGUUACCCCUGUGUUGAGAAGCUGGCCCUAGCCUUGGUAACCUCGGCGCGACGCCUACGACCAUAUUUCCAGGCACACAAAAUAAUCGUCCCGACAAACUUCCCCUUAAGGCAGAUUUUCUACAAGCCCGAAACGUCAGGUCGCCUGAUGAAGUGGGCACUAGAGCUCAGUGAGCACGACAUCGCCUUCGAGCCGAGAGCGGCGUUAAAAGGUCAGGCAGCUGCAGACUUUGUUGCCGAGCUGACCCCACCGAGGCCAGGGGGCGAUGUCCGCGACCAGUGGACACUCAGACACUCUAUGUGGAUGGUUCUUCCAAUGAGAAAGGUUGUGGGGCAGGUUACCGAGGAAUACCAAGUAAAGGAAGCUCGUAUGGAGAGGUAUCUGGCCAAAGCCCGAUGGCUCCUCGCCCAGUUUGAGGACUAUGUGAUUCGACAGGUGCCGAGGUCCGAAAACUCCAACGCCGACGUACUGGCUCGCCUGGCCUCGGCAUACGAUACCGACCUACCAAGAACGGUUCCAGUUGAAAUACUUACUGAAUCGUCCGUCGACCAGCCUGAGUUAAUGGAGAUCACGUCAGCUCAGCCUACAUGGAUGGACCCAAUUAAGGACUUCCUGGUCAAUGGCUCAGUCCCCGCCGAUCCGAGCCAGGCCAGAAAGCUCCGACGCCAAGCUGCCCACUACUUGAUGCAAGAAGGCAAGCUUUUCAAAAGGGGAUAUUCCCUACCAUUACUGCGGUGCCUCGACCCAGAAGAGGCGAGGUAUGUCAUGCGCGAGAUUCAUGAAGGGGUUUGCGGAAACCAUGGAGGAGCGAAGUCCAUGGCCGCGAAGGUCGUCCGCCAGGGCUACUACUGGCUGACGAUUGAGCGCGACACCAAGGAGUUCGCCAAAACAUGUGACAAAUGUCAACGCUUCGCGAGCAUUUUGAGACAACCUCCGGAGAUGCUGACGCUGAUUUCAAGCCCUUGGCCUUUCGCUCAGUGGGGGAUAGAUCUGAUCGGCCCACUACCCAUGGGGAAGGGGCAGUUGAAGUUCGCCAUAGUAGCUGUAGAUUACUUCACCAAAUGGGUGGAAGCGGAACCUCUGGCGUCUUUUAUCGAGUUUGACGGUGCCCGGUUUAAUCAAUUCUGUCAACAGCUCGGCAUACGUCACCUCAGCUCGUCGCCUGCCCAUCUGCAGUCUAAUGGGCAAGUUGAAGCCAUCAACAAGAUCAUUAAGCGUGGUCUGAAGACGAGACUGGAGUCUCUGAAAGGUCAGUGGGCAGAAGAGUUACCAGAAGUAUUGUGGUCUUACCGAACUACACCCCGCCGAUCUACCGGCGAGACGCCAUACGGCCUAGCCUUCGGGUCGGAGGCUGUUGUCCCUGCGGAAGUCGGCAUGCCAACGCCCCGAGUUGAGAAUUUCGACGAGCAAGCCAACAGUGAAGCCCUACUCGUGAAUCUUGACCUCCUCGAGGAGAAAAGAUCUCACUCCCAGCUCCGGCUAGCAGAAUAUCAGAACCGUAUGGCUCGGUACUACAACGCCAGGGUAAAAGUCAGAACGUUCAAGCCUAGCGACCUUGUCCUCAAGAAGGUAAUGCAGCAUGUCGGAGCACUCGAGCCGAACUGGGAAGGUCCGUACAGAGUCCUAAAAAUACUCCGACCUAGAGCCUAUCUGCUGUCCGACCUCAACGGGAGACAACUCCCCCACCCAUGGAACGCCGAGCAUUUGCGAGUUUAUUAUCAAUGA
Molecule: messenger RNA, 2538 nt
Organism: Momordica charantia (bitter melon)
Lineage: Eukaryota; Viridiplantae; Streptophyta; Magnoliopsida; Cucurbitales; Cucurbitaceae
Source: RefSeq, a predicted model, not a curated record